Molecule: messenger RNA, 17758 nt
Organism: Lates calcarifer (barramundi perch)
Lineage: Eukaryota; Metazoa; Chordata; Actinopteri; Centropomidae
Product: midasin
Biological process (GO): rRNA processing; ribosomal large subunit assembly
Cellular component (GO): preribosome, large subunit precursor; nucleus
Molecular function (GO): ATP hydrolysis activity; ATP binding
Source: RefSeq, a predicted model, not a curated record
AACACCAGUAACGGGAACGUGCUUGUGUGUUGUGAUACAACCUCAGACAGACAAACGCGUGAUGAACCGCACACUUUGCUCUAAAAUCAGUAAAUCACGAGACCUGUUUAUUGACCGCGCGAGCUUGUUAUCGCUGUAGAUCGCUCCUCCACAAGCGACAAAUGAUAGGAUGGAAAAUUUAGAACUGAGCCUGUCAGCACUGAGCACCAUAUCCAGACAUGUUGACAAAAGUCACAACGAACUCAGCCAGUAUCUGUCAAAACAGAUAUGGAGCCAGCAGGACAGACAGUGUAUUCUGGAGUGUUUGGCUCAGCUGCUGCUGGAGAAGGACUACACUUUGCUGAUUGCACGACACCUGCGACCGCUGAUUCUGGACCUGUUGGAGCGGAAUGCAGAGAGGGUCAGACUUGGUGGCAGAAUCAACCAUGAUAUCCAUGAGCGCCUGUGUGUGGCCCUCAGCAAACUGCUCAGCAUCAGUCCGGAUGCUCAGGCGUUUGCUGCAAAGUACUUCAACAAUGCCCCCCCAGUGUUUCAGAGGCUUUUCUUCACCAGUGAAGAGUCAUCAGCUGUCCAGUAUGGCCCCAGGAGGAUGAAGAUGCGUGACCUCAUGGGCGCCACCCUACGUUUCCUCCACAGUGAUUGUGCCAAGUUUCGAAUGCUCUGGGACUGGAGUCCCUGCGUGUCCCAGCUGCUCACCAGUGAUGUCAUGGUUCGAGGGUACACUGCCCAUUGUUUAGCCCUGGUCUCUCAUAUGACUGAUAAUCAGAAAACCAUCUUCCUGAGAAAGGUGCUGACAAAUGAUGAGAUCCUGCACAUGAAAAUGAAAGCCUUGGAGGAAACUCAGCAGAUGGAGGUAGAGAAGGCCCUGGUGUUAGCCAAUCAGGGCUCUGCAAUGUGGCGCCAGGAGAAAGCUAAUAAGUUUACCAGGGGCCAGGUGGUAUCAGAGGACCUUUCCCAGAAUGUUGUAGCAGUCUGUGGUGUUGUUUUACCCAGGAUAGUUCCUAGACAGGCUGAACAGAUGAACCAAAAGGAUCUGGUGCUGGUGGACUCAACUUGCCGCAAUCUGAGAAGACUGGCGUUGGCCGUAGCUUCCCAGAAGCCUGUGCUCCUUGAGGGUCCUAUUGGAUGCGGUAAAACCGCCUUGGUAGAGUUUAUGGCUGCUAUCACAGGACAUACAAAAGCUACAGAGAUUCUCAAGGUCCAACUUGGAGAUCAGACUGACAGCAAGAUGCUGUUGGGGAUGUACCGUUGUACUGAUAUUCCAGGGAAGUUUGUGUGGCAGCCAGGAACACUGACACAAGCCGUAUCUAAAGGCCACUGGAUCCUCUUAGAAGACAUUGACCAUGCACCUCUGGAUGUGAUAUCCGUGCUCCUGCCUUUGAUGGAGAAUAAAAAGUUGAUGAUUCCAGGACGGGAGGAUUGCAUCGAUGUUGCACCUGGAUUUCAGUUCUUUGCAACAAGAAGGAUGUACUACAGUAGCGGCAGCUGGCACAAGCCGCAGAACUCUCAUGCAACGCUGCUGGACAAGUACUGGACCAAGCUGCAAAUGGGCAACAUGACACGAGAAGAGCUGAAGAAGGUACUCAUCAACAGGUAUCCUAGGCUGACAGUGGUGGCAGACCGUCUCCUGGAUAUCUACUGUCAGCUGACUGGGGAGAGACACUCUGAGUCAGACACCAGCAGCCUCCAAAGCCCCGAUGACUCCCAGCAGCAGCAGCAGCAGCAGCAGCAGCAGCCUGAGAACAGGAGCUCACAGCUGGAGGGGAGAGCCCUGUCACUGAGGGACCUACUGAAGUGGUGCGAGCGGAUCAGCGUCAACUUUGAUAGCGCCUCCUCUGCCACAGCACAACAUGUCUUCCAGGAAGCUCUUGACUGCUUCACAGCCAUGCUGUCUCGUCCUGAAAGUCGACUGCGAAUGGCUGAGAUCAUUGGAAGCAAGCUCAACAUCUCCAAAGAAAAGGCUCAGCACUUCUGCCAGAUGUAUCAGGCUGGCAUCUCUCUGACCGAGCUGGAGGUCUCAGUGGGCAGAGUAACUCUGGGUCGAAAGCAGACUGAAGCGGUUCAGCUGAGUGUGGACAAUCAGACGUUUGCUGCCACUCGGCCCUCUGCUGUGCUGCUGGAGCAGCUGGCAGUGUGUGUGUUGAAGGGAGAGCCUGUUCUUCUAGUGGGAGAGACAGGAACUGGAAAGACCUCCACCGUACAACACCUGGCCAGAGUUAAAGGACACAGGCUGCGGGUUGUGAACAUGAACCAGCAGAGUGACACUGCUGACCUGCUCGGAGGGUACAAGCCGGUAGACCACAAGCAGAUCUUGCUCCCUCUGAGGGAGGCCUUCGAGGACCUGUUCUCCCAGACCUACUCGAGGAAGCAGAACCUGACCUUCCUGGGUCACGUUCAGACUUGCUUCAGGGGGAAGCGCUGGCAGGAUCUGCUCAAACUCAUGGACCACGUCUGCAAAUCCGCUCUCACCAAGGAGCUGCAGGAGAAAUCAAAUGCUGCCGUGCUGCAGCAGCAGUGGGAGGCGCUGGCUGCAAAACUGAGUCAGACCCAGCAGCAGAUCCGAACCUGUGAGACCGCCAUGGUCUUUGCCUUUGUGGAGGGAACAUUAGCACAGGCAGUGAAGAAGGGUCACUGGGUCCUCCUGGACGAGAUCAACCUGGCAGCAGCAGAGACCUUGGAGUGUCUGAGUGGACUCCUGGAGGGCAGCGCUGGAUCUCUGGUGCUGUUGGACCGUGGAGACACUGAGCCCCUGGUUCGCCACCCAGACUUCAGACUCUUUGCCUGCAUGAACCCAGCUACUGAUGUAGGGAAGAGGAACCUGCCUCUGGGUCUCAGGAACAGGUUCACUGAGCUCUAUGUGGAUGAGCUGGAGAAUGAGGGAGACCUGCGGAUUCUGGUUUCAGACUACCUCAAGUACCUGAAUCCACAUAGGAGUGUCAUCAGUGGCAUCAUAAGUUUUUACCUGGCAGUACGAAAGGAGGCCAACUCACACCUGGUGGAUGGGACAGGGCACAGACCCCACUACAGCCUGCGGACUCUGUGCAGGGCACUGAAGUAUGUGGCUGCAAACCCCUGCAACAGUGUACAGCGCUCACUCUAUGAGGGUUUCUGCCUGAGCUUCUUGACUCAGCUGGACAGAAGCUCCCACCCUGUGGUCCAGAAACUGGUGUGUCAGCACAUCCUGAUGGGAAACACCAAGUGUCUCAAACACCCCAUCCCAGCACCCUCAGGCCAGCCCUGUGUGGAGGUAGAGGGCUACUGGGUAUCCCAGGGGGAGAUGGAGCCAGCUUUAGACCCCAGCUACAUCCUCACCACCUCAGUCAAACUCAACCUGCGCGACCUUGCCAGAGUGGUUUCUGCAGGGACUCACCCAGUGCUGAUCCAGGGGGAGACGUCUGUGGGGAAGACCAGUCUGAUUUGCUGGCUGGCUACAGCCACCGGGAACCAGUGUGUGAGAAUCAACAACCACGAGCACACCGACAUCCAGGAGUACAUAGGCUGCUACUCAUCAGACGACAGGGGCAAGCUGGUGUUCAAAGAGGGCGUUCUGAUCGACGCCAUGAGGAAGGGCUACUGGAUCAUCCUGGAUGAGCUGAACCUCGCCCCCACUGAUGUCCUGGAGGCUCUCAACAGACUGCUGGAUGACAACAGGGAGCUCUUUGUGGCCGAGACACAGGAAGUCAUUAAGGCUCACCCCAGAUUCAAGCUGUUUGCUACCCAGAAUCCCCCUGGUCUCUACGGUGGUAGAAAGGUCCUCUCCAGAGCUUUCAGGAACCGCUUUGUGGAGCUGCACUUUGACGAGCUGCCCAGUGAAGAGCUGGAGACUAUCCUCAACCAGAGGUGUCGCCUGCCUCCGUCCUACUGCACCAAACUGGUCAAGGUCAUGCUAGACCUUCAGUCCUUACGCAGGGGGUCGUCUGUGUUUGCGGGGAAACACGGCUUCAUCACCCUGAGAGAUCUGUUCCGCUGGGCAGACCGUUACAGGCUGGAGGAGCAGACAGAGGCCUCUCAGGACUGGCUGCAGCAUUUAGCUGACGACGGAUACAUGCUGCUGGCAGGACGUGUCAGGAAGCCAGAGGAAGAGGCCACCAUCUUGUCUGUCCUGGAGAAGCACUUCAAGAGGACCGUGAACCCUGAAAACCUGUUCUCUCAGAAACAGGUGACCAGCCAGUUCAGUCCCUUCAUCGACAGCAUUGCUGGAGUUCCAGACGAGUUCCGCCAUGUGGUGUGGACACAUGGCAUGAGGAGACUGGCUGUGCUGGUAGGACGGGCGCUUCGAUUUGGCGAGUCUGUCCUGCUGGUAGGAGACACUGGAUGUGGAAAGACUACAAUCUGCCAGCUGUUUGCUGCGUUGGCUGGACAAAAGUUCUUUUCAGUCAACUGUCACCUACACAUGGAGACGUCAGACUUCUUGGGAGGCCUGCGACCUGUCAGACACACACAUCAGCCGGAUGGUGAAGAUGGCAGGCUCUUUCAGUGGCACGACGGUCCCUUGGUGCUGGCCAUGAAGGAGGGUGGAGUGUUCCUCAUGGAUGAGAUCUCUCUGGCAGACGACUCAGUGCUGGAAAGACUCAACAGUGUUCUGGAAACAGAGAAGUCCCUGGUGUUGGCAGAGAAAGGCAGCGGGGACAAUGACAGUGUGGAGCUGAUCAGAGCAGCUGCAGGUUUUCGAUUGGUUGCCACCAUGAACCCUGGAGGAGACUUUGGCAAGAAGGAGCUCUCUCCUGCCCUCAGGAACCGCUUCACAGAGAUCUGGUGUCCUCAGAGCAACAGCCGCAGCGACCUGGUUCAGAUCAUCCAACACAACCUGCGCGCUGGGCUUUCACUCGAUGGCUGUGAUAUUGCAGAGCUGAUGCUGGACUUCAUCGAGUGGCUGACCCGGCAGGACUUCGGCCGGCGCUGCAUCCUGAGCGUUCGAGACAUUCUGUCAUGGGUUAACUUCCUCAACACUGUGUGCGAGCGGGAUGAGGAUGGCUUCAUGACCAUGGGAGCUCUGGAAGACGAAGAAGAAGCGGAGUGGGACCUCAGAUUGGACACCGUCACCGCCUUCAUCCACGCUGCAUGUCUGGUCUACAUAGAUGGCAUCGGCUCUGGAACAACAGUGUCCUGUGCAGACAGCGCCGUCCUGGCUCGCCGGCUGUGCCUGGCUUUCCUGCACCAGCGGCUGAGCAAGAUGACCAAGCUGGACCAGGAAAUGCUGGAUGCCCUGAGAGUCUAUGACAGCAGCCUGUCACGGAAACCCCAGUGGGGCGAAGACUUCUUUGGCAUUGAUCCCUUCUACAUUGCCUUAGGGCCUCAGACUGAGAGCCGGAACCUGUCCGAUUACGCUAUCGCAGCAGGAACUCCUGCGAUGAACGCCCAGAGGCUUCUGCGGGCGCUGAAGCUGCAGAGGCCUGUGCUGCUGGAGGGCGCCCCCGGUGUAGGAAAGACCAGUCUGGUGGCAGCACUGGCAAAGGCAUCGGGUAACCACCUGGUCAGAAUCAACCUGUCGGAGCAAACGGACGUCACUGACUUGUUCGGGACAGAUCUCCCAGUGGAGGGAGGCAAAGGGGGAGAAUUUGCCUGGCGUGAUGGCCCCCUUCUGGCUGCUUUGAAGGCAGGCCACUGGGUUGUCCUGGAUGAGCUGAACUUGGCCUCUCAGUCGGUGCUGGAGGGUCUGAACGCCUGCUUCGAUCACCGAGCAGAGAUCUAUAUCCCUGAACUGGGCAUGAGCUUCCAGGUUCAGCAUGAGAAGACCAAGAUCUUUGGCUGCCAGAACCCCUUCACUCAGGGUGGUGGGCGUAAGGGACUUCCCAAAUCCUUCCUCAACAGAUUCACACAAGUUUUUGUAGACCAGCUCACCAGCAAAGACAUGGAGUUCAUUGGAGACUCCAUUUUCCCCAGCAUUGAUAAGGAAAUCAUCUCUAAAAUGGUGGAGUUCAGUAACAGGCUUGUCCAGGAGGUGUGCGUGGAACGACUGUGGGGUCAGAAAGGAAGCCCCUGGGAGUUCAACCUGCGCGACAUGUUCCGCUGGUGUCAGCUGAUGCAGGCUGACCAGUCACCUGGAUUUUUCAGUCCAGGCCAGCACGUGGCCUUGGUGUAUGCUGACAGGAUGAGAACAGAGGCUGACAAGGCUCAGGUACUGUCUGUGUUCAGGAAGGUGUUUGGGGAGGACUUUGAACCUUAUAGCGGGUCCAGGCAGUUCCACAUCACUCCACUCAACCUGCAGGUGGGCUUCUCUGUCCUGCAGCGCAGCGGCGGAGCCCCUGUGGCUCUGGACCCACCACUGUCCAUCACACACCAGGCCCUGCGGCCCCUGGAGUCCCUGAUGAAGUGUGUGGAGAUGGGCUGGAUGACCAUACUGGUCGGCCCCACGGCCAGCGGAAAGACCAGCCUAGUGAGACUGCUGGCUCUGCUGACAGGACACCGCCUCAGAGUUAUGGCCAUGAACAGCGCCAUGGACACCACUGAGCUGCUGGGAGGCUUCGAACAGGUGGAUAUCAUGCGACCCUGGCAACAAGUGCUGGAAAGCGUUGACUACAUAGUUGCCAUGGUAAUAAGACGAGGCCUGAUGUCAUUGGAUGUGGGCAUCCAGGACACAGAGUUCCUGCUGCAGACGUGGGGCCUGUUCUGCCACUGGCUGAAGGACAAAGGUCUGCAAGAAACCGGAGGAACGGUCGACUCAGAGGCUCUGAACAAGCUGGAGGUCAUCAUCCUCCUCCUGCAGAAACUCAACACCAAGCUCAAAGUGUUCACCGACAUGUCCAAGCUGCAGAUGGACUUCACGCUGCUGAAGGAGCGUCUGGCGCAGCUGGAGGACGGCUGGACAAACGGAGGCUUUGAGUGGUUGGACGGUAUGCUGGUCCAGGCCCUGCAGGCUGGUGACUGGCUGCUCAUGGACAAUGUUAACUUCUGCAGUGCUUCUGUCCUGGAUCGCCUCAAUGCUCUGCUGGAGCCAGGUGGAUCCCUCACCAUCAAUGAACGCGGCGUCAUAGAUGGGAAGACACCCCAAAUCACCCCCCAUCCUAACUUCAGGUUGUUCCUGACCAUGGACCCUGUGCACGGGGAGCUCUCCAGAGCCAUGAGGAACAGGGGGGUGGAGGUUUACAUCCCCGGGGAGCACGAGGGGGUCUGCUGGGACGCACAGGACCUGAAGACCCUGCUUCACACUGCUGGAGUGACUGGGGACUGUGUGUGUGAUCUGCUGAUUGAAAUACAUAAAGGCAUCAAAUCAGCCAUCUGGGACUCCCCUGCCUCAUCAGUGGCCUCCCUCCUCCAUGCUGCCAGCCUGCUGUCCUGCCAGCUGCACAGAGGUGUGGAUUUACCCAGUGCCCUGCAGCAUGCCUGUGGAGAGGCGUACUCCCUCUGCCAGCGCUCCACUGCCAGCCAGAAGCAAGCCCAGCAGGUGAUUGAGCAGCACUUGGCCAUCCUCGACACUGAGGACUGGGGCAGCGGGCUGCUGUGUGCGGGGGUUUGGCCUGAUGGCUUCCCCUCCGCUCUCCUCUCUGCCGAGGAUUCCUGUUUCUCUGCCGUUCUCCGAGACGGGCAGGUCCUUUCAUUUUGCCUGAACACCCUCAGCCUGCAGGGCAAACGGAAUCGCCCACUGAGUCUCAGUGACCUGCAGAGGGCGCUGCAGAGCAGUGGCGUCCAUGAAGGCCUGGUGUUCUCUGAGGGAGUGGUGGAUCUGGAGGAGGGAGACGCUCUGAGGCUGAUCCCCACUGCAGUGAGACUGCUCACAGAGAAAGCUUCUCAUGGAGACUGGAUCCUCCGCAGCAGCUGGCUCUCACACCUGGGAAAGAGCUACAAAUAUGUUCCUGAUUCAGCUCUGGUCCAGGUGGAGGCAGGAAACAGGGCUCUGAAGGCUGUGUUUGCUAGCAAACUUGCUGCCAGGGGCAAGUCACUCGCAGAGCUGCUCCAGCCCCACAGCACAGAUGAAUACAGGAUUCUGGUGGACAUGCGCUGGAACAAACAAUAUCUGGACAUUUUAGCCAAUAAAUGUAACUUUGAAGAUGAGGAAAGAUACAUGGAGUUUCUGGAGGCACUAAACACAGUUGCCAACAGGAUUGUUCUGAUGAUGGACAGAGAGGAGAGGUCUGUCAUCUGCACAUGUGCUAUCAACCUGUCUGCUCAGAACUGUGCUCUGCGAAUAGCCACAGCCUUCAGUAAAGGGACUGUGGAUAUUGGUCACCUGCCCCAUCCAGUGCUGAUGCACCUCCAGACCUUCUUUGACCUGUGGAACUCCUUCAUCCUGCAGGCUGUGCAGAGCGGACAGCCCUACAUCUCAGACCACAUAAUGUUUGAGAUCUUACAGUUGUUGCAGUGGCUGGAUCGUUUCUGGGAUGUGUGCAGCACGCUGCCGGCUGACUCUCAGGGCAUCUCUGUGCUGUCUCUACACUGGCAGUGGGUGCAGAAACACCUCAUCCUCCGGCUGCCACAGCUGCUGCUGGGAGACGCUGACGCUACAUUCGAAGGUCACCAGGAGCUGCAGGUGGUCUCUGCAGCCAUCCAGACUGUUCUGUCCACCCCAGUGUCUGUGGCCACAGCACUGAAAGGCAUCCAGAAGACUCUGGGGAAGGCUCUGCCAUUCAAGUUGGAGUCAGUGGGUAAGUGCGCGUCUCGGCUGCGGCUCCUGAGUAAAGCCUUAGACGUGAGCGAUCUGAGGCUGGAUGGCACCACUGCUCCUUGGAGACAGGAGCUGGUCAGACUUCAGGGUGCUGGGCUCAGGCUGGACAUCAAGGAGAGUCUGCUGGAAGCCUGGGGCCUUGUUCUGCUGGCAAACAACCAGCUGGAUCCACAGAAGUCUGGAGUGUUGGAGAGGUUGGUGUUGAGUGUAGAGCAGCAGCAGCAUCACAUGACCUCAAGAGGUCUCUUGGAGGGCUGCUCCAUGUCUGAGGGUGAGGAGCCACCAGGCGGGGUCCAGCUGGCCAGAGAGGAGCUGCAGCAGCUCGGCCGCAGGGCCCAGCUCUGGCCCCUGAUGGAGCAACUGGCUGUUCUCAACCAGCUGCGACUCAGUACUGACCUGCUGCACUUGGCUCUGUCUCCUGGUGAUCCAGAGGCAGAGGAGAGCUUACGCCGGGAACUCUCCAGGCAUCUUCGUUACUGCCUUCAGUCCACACCCAUGAAUGUCAGUCAGCUGCAGCCGCUCUGGUUCCUGCUCAGCAGUGACAGGCCGGCUGAGGAUUUGCAGUUUGUGUGGUGUGAGCUGCUGUCAGAGGCUCUGGCUGCCUUGUGGACCAGCUGUGUGACCUCAGACCCAGACCGCUGGCUGAAAUGGGACCCACUGAAUCCUGAAACCCGGCCAGAUCCAAAGCUGCCCCAUGGAGCAGAUAAUAUGGGUCCAGCCUUGCUGAGUAAAGCAGUGUGGACGCAUUGCAUGCUGGGAGUUCUCAUCAGCAGUGAGAGUGGAGAUCGCUGGGAGCCGUCAGCAGCUGGCCUUCUCUCCCUCUCCCAUGUCACUCUGGGGGAGUGGAAGGAGAGGAUCCAGCAGCUGCAGGAUGUGUCUGCAGUGUUGUGGGACAACAUGGCUAUUCCUGCACUGGCAGAGUUCAGGAGCACGGACUUCAGACUCCAGGGCGUUGUCCUGCGUCGACAGCUUCAGAGCAUGGCAGACCUGCUGCCUCCCAGCCUGCAGGAGGGCUACAUGGAGAGCUGUGAGAGCCUGGUGGAGGAUCCCGACCCUCUGAUAGCCGCCCAGGAGAUCCAGACCGUCUUCAGAGACUUCCUUCCCUCCAAUCUGCUCCCUGACAGCCUGGUGGAGUCCUGUAUCACCUGCCUGCAGCAGUACGUCCAAAGCAAGGUCCAAGGCUCCAACCCGCUGGCCCGUUCUGGAGUGUUCUGGGUCAACAUGGGCCUGCUGCAGAUCAAAGUGUGGACACCACAGACCAUCUUUGACCCAGCUGUGAAGAGGGCCUACAAACUCAACUAUGCUCAGCAGGAGCUGGCUCUGCUGCAGGAGGAGUGGAGAGGACGCAGCCUGUCGUCUCAGCUGAUGAAAGGAGCAGAGCUGGAGGAGAGCAGCACCACUGAUGGUUUCCAGCAUCCUCGGAUCAGGUACCUGUGGAUCCGUAUGCAGCAGGUGAAGGAGCAGAUAGCUGAGCUCUCCAGGAAGCAGGCCUGUCGCCCUCAUGAGCCCCAGUACGGUCGACUUUUCCAGGAGCUCCAGCACUACCUCUGCAGCAUCGGCCAGGCAUCCAGAGUGGAGGACCUGCUGUCCCGCCUGCUGAAGGCUCUGCAGGGCUCCUCCAAAUCCCGGUCAUUGGUUCAGAAUCUGCUGAAGGAGGAGGCUGUGUGGCAGAACUCCCAGCAGCGCUUCUGCCAGAGGCUGCUAGAAGACUACCCCCUGUACCCUGAUGUGGUCGGGCCGGUACGGACCGGCAUCCUCCAGCUCCGACACGGCAUGAGGCUGGUGGCCUCCCAGCUGGCCGCCUCACUAACGGCCGUACCAGGUCUGCCCAAGUUGGUGUCCUGCCUGCUGGCCUUCCCCUCCCCAUCCCCCAGCCUACCAUCUUACCUGGCCCGAGCAGACUUCCUCUGCUCCACAGCUUGCAUGGACGUCCUGCGCUGCCUGGUGAAGCUACUACCCCAGCAGGACCGUGAGCAGGUGGUCCCCCGGUCCUCCACGCUGCUUCUGAACGCUCUGCUGCUUGUGCAGUGCCACACCCUGUCCACAGGAGAAUUCAGCCAUGAGGCACACAGCCUCUUCAGACACAUCUGUCAGGCUCUGGUGAAUGAGUGGGACGAGCAGGAGAGACGGAGGAGAGAGCGAGAGCAGCUGGAGGCCAGUCUGUACCGCAGCCGCACUCAACUGCACGGCUCAGGACUGACUGAGGAUGAGCAGGACGAGAGGGACUUCAGACGCCAGUUCCCCCAGUUCAACAAGGACUUUGCAGACAUCAUGUCCCAGCCCAGCUUGGAGGGCCCAGCAGACUCUGGGUUGGAGGAGGACAGAGACCUGGAGGAGUGCGUAGAGAGUGGCUGCCUGUCUCCCACCGCCAUGAACACGGUGGUCCAGGUUCAUCGGCACCUGUGUCUGGGAUAUGCCCGAUCGCUGUGGUAUCAGAGCACAGCAACAGCCAAUCACAACAAAGAACCCAUUAAAGCCCUAGUCUCCUCCUAUCAGAUCGCUGCUCCAGUGAUGUCACGCUUCUAUCAUCUGAUUGAUGCUGAGCUGGACCAGCAGCUGGCAGGCAGUGAACUGCUGCUCUCUGCCCUCCUCCAGAACACGGUUCAGGGCUCAGGGGGUCCCGAUGGUCUGGUUGUCGCCUCAGAGGGAUCUUAUGACUUCUAUCAGCAGCCCAACAUGAGCGAGGCCUGCCUCUGUCUCCCUGUUCUGAAGCAGCUGAGUGUGGCAGUGAAGCAGAGACUAGACGAGUGGCCAGACCACCCUGCACUCGUACAGGUCAGUUAGGUGGUGGUGGAGAGGAUCAUGGCUUUCAGUCUGGCCAGUCCACUUGCCAAGUUCCUUAAUGGUCUGGAGAUUCUGCUCAGUAAAGCACAGGACUGGGAGAAUAACGCCAGCCGCUCAGUCUCUCUGCGUAACGAACUGGAACCUGUCACCCAGCUCAUUAUCCAGUGGCGCAAACUGGAGCUCAGUUGCUGGUCGAGCAGUCUGGACAAUGAAAUGAAGCGGCACACUGAGAAAUCAACCAAACACUGGUUCUCUAUCUACCAGCUGGUAGAGAGGUAUCUGGAGGAACAGAGGAUGGAAGAUAAAGAUGAUACAGGUGAGGGGGUGGAGCGCCUCUCCCUGUCCUCAGUUUCCUCCACCCUCCAGGCCUUCAUGGAGGGUUCCACCCUAGGCCAGUUCCAUACCCGCCUGGACAUGCUGCUCAGCUUCCACUGCCACCUACUUCUGGUCCCCAGCCAGCCAGGACGAGAGUCUCUGUCCAGUCUUCUGUGGAACCUGCACAAAUACUACAGUCAGUUCUCUGACUGCAUCCACACCAAAAUCAGUCAACUCAGACAGCCCAUCGAGAAGGAGCUCAAGGACUUUGUCAAGAUCUCUAAAUGGAACGAUGUCAGUUUCUGGUCCAUCAAACAGUCAGUGGAGAAGACUCAUCGGACUCUCUUCAAGUUUAUCAAGAAGUUUGAGGAGGCUCUGAAUGGUCCAAGUGUUCCCGCUUUGGUGGAACAGGGAAGCAGCGCAAGCUUAGACAGCGUAGACGCCAACCCAGAGGAAACGCCCGUCCAUCGAGUUCACCGGGCGCUGAAGGGCACCCUGCCUGGGAAAGGCAGAGACCUGCAGAAUGAGGGCCCAGAGGAAGGAGUUGUGGCGUCGUCUCUACAGGGACGUCUGCCUGCUCUGACCAGGAAGAUGAAGAAACUCUGCAUCCAGCUCCUGAAGAAGAACCCAGCACCUGAGCUGGUUGAAGACCUGGACUACUUCACCGGCGAAGUCAUCAGCAAUCUACGGGACCUGCAGAGCCUCACCAUCGACAUGUCAGCAGAGAAAGAGAAACAAAAGGCGGAGGUCAAACACAUCCUGCAGCAGAAGCAAAGAGCUCUGUCUGACCUGUUCAAGAUGCUCACAGAAAUAGGUCUGUCGUACCGUAAAGGUCUGAUGUGGAACAGGAUAGCUGACCCAGAGAAAACCCUGUGUAUGCAGCCUCUGGAGAUGAGCACUGCUCUCUCUGCUGUCAGCAGCCAGGAGCAGACUGAGAGCAUGUUGUUUACCGAGCUGUUGACAGCAUGGGAUGGAUGUCAGAAGUACUUCUACCGUUCAUGGGCCAGGAAAACAGUCCUGCAGACUGCUCUGCAGCAUCCUGCAAAGGAGUUGAGUCUGGGAAACAUAGAGCGCUGUAGAGGUUUCGCCUGUCAUAUGUUCAAGCUGCUCCUCAGACAGAGGCGACGGCUGGCCCAGCUCACUGAGCAGUGGGUCCAUCUCAGGAGGCUAACAAACAGCUUACGGGGCAUCAAAGCUGACCUCCAGAGCCACAGUAACGAGCCAGGCUGCACCCUCCCACCUCAGGCCUCUCUCCAGGGCUGGGUCAGCAGAGGCCAAGCGCUGGCUGCGCAGUGCAACACCCUCCUGCAGCAGCUGGCCUGGCUGUUACAGUGCUGCCCCGAGGACCUCCAGCAGAAGGAGGAGACGAGCAGCUGCAGCCAACACACUCUGAGGUGCCCGUCCCCUCUGGCAGCGCAGCACCAACCCCCCGGCUGUCUGAUGAGGAGGGGAGACGCCGCCUGGUGCCAGCUACAUCAGCAUGUGACUGCGAUGUUGAAGCAGACUGAGCGCCUCAGGGUGGAGCUGGACACGGUGGCCCAGCAGGCCUCUGAGAGAGUACUCCACACAUGGGACCAUUUUGUGACAUGCUGUUCAGGCUUUGACCAGCUGGGGGCUGUAGUGGCUCAGAUGCCCAGCGUGGAGCGGCUCUUCAUCCCGGCCGCCUGCACCGGAGGCACAGACAGCCAACCGGCCAUCACCCAGAGUCUGCAGUAUGUCAGAGGACAGGUGGAGGCUAACAUCACCGAGUUCACCGCCUGGAAGACCCAGCUGCUCUCCCUGGGACAGCAGCACACAGACCACCAGUCGGCCUUCUGUACGGAGUUCUCUGCCGAGCUGGAGACGAACAUCAACACAGUGCUGUGUGUCGUCCAGACACUUGUGAAGAGAACGGAGAGAGAGCAACAAAAAGAGCUUGGAGAUGUUAAGAGAGAUGGUGCUGAAGAGGAGGAGGAUGAAGAGCCUGUGGAGGACCUGCUGAAGCCCGGUCACCUGGCUCGUCUACUGGAGGAGGAGCUGGAAGCUGAGGUGGAGGCUUUGUGUGUGGGAGAUGUUAGUGCCAGGCUGGACAGGCUGCUGAUCAGCCUGAGGACACACAGAGACACCUGUCAGCCAUCACAGCUCCAGGAGGUGAACAGGGCGUGCAGGAUGUUGGUGCAUCUGGAGCCUCUGCUGGGGAUUUACUCUGACCUGGUGCGGUACUAUGUGGCCGUGUCACUGGGAGCACACAGGAGCACAGGCAAACUGCUGUCCGUGCUGGCCAGCAUCUUCACCGAGCUCGCUCAGAAGGGUUUCUGCCUGCCUCAGGAGCUGAUGGCCGGUGGAGAUGGAGAAGGUGCCACGGAGUUUAACAACUGCGAGGGUGGCGGCAUAGGAGAGGGCGAGGGCACCAAAGACGUCAGUGACAAGAUUGAGAAUGAAGAUCAGGUGGAGGACAGCUUCCAGGAGGGUCAGGAGAAGGAAGAACAACAGGAUAAAGGGAACAUCAAGGCGGAAGACAACGCAAUAGAAAUGUCCGAGGACUUUGAUGGUCAGAUGCAUGAUGGGGAUGAGAAUGAACCAGGUGAAGACGAUGAAUCAGAUAAAGAGGAUGAGGAGGAGCUUGACAAAAAGAUGGGUGACUUGGGUGAAGGCCAGACAAACACUCUGGAUGAGAGAAUGUGGGGAGAUGAUGAGGAUGAUCAGGAGGAGGAAGGGAGUGACAAGGAGGAAGAGUCUGGCCAGGGCAUGGACCAGGGUGAAUCAGAGCUGGUUGCCAAAGAUGAUAACUUGGAUGCUGCAGACUCCAACAAAGACAAGAAAAACCAGGACAAAGAACAAGAGAUGGAUGGAGAGGAGAAGGAAAAGAUCCAUGAGCAAGGAGACGAGAGGGAGUUUGAUGAGAACGAAGUGGAUCCCUACCACGGUCAGCAGGACAAGAGACCUGAGCCUGAGGCCAUGGAUCUGCCUGACGAUCUCAACCUGGACCAGGAUGAUGAAGCUGGAGACGAUGGAGAGGGCGAGUGUGACGAGGAGAACCCCUUGGACAUCAGUGAGAAAGCCAUGGACCUGGAUGAGGUGGAGGACGGAGAGAAAGACGGAGAGGAGGAGCAGGGAGCAGAGGAGAUGCAGGAGGACGAAAUGGACCAAUCAGGAGAGGAGAAGGAUCAGGAGCCCAAGACUGAAGAGGAGGGGGAGGAGGGGGAGGGGGAGGGAGAGAGAGCAGAGGCAGACGAGGAGUCUGCCGAGAAAGACGAAGAGGGAGAGGAGAGGGAGAAAGAGAGAGGACAGGAGGCAGGAAGAGAUGAAGACCUUCUGAACGACAAAGGACGUAAACCAGAGGAUGAAGAGGAGGAAGGUGGGGGUGAGGAUGAUGAGCAGCCUGAGUCAGCUGAAAGGAAGGAACAUGACACAGACGGUCAGACUGGGGAGCAGAACGUCCAGAGUGAUACAGCUGUGGAGCUGGCAGGAGAGGCAUCAGAGAGAGACCAAGCUAAAGAGGAGCAUGGGAGUGGGGCAGCUGAUGCCAGUCAGUCAGAGGGCCACCAGUCAAAGCUGACAGCAAGAAUGGCUGCACAGACACAGACUCAGAGCAAGACUCAGAGCUUCAAGAGAAAACCAGGCCAGGCGGACAACGAGCGAUCUACAGGCGACUACAAUGAUCACGUCAACAAGCGCCUGCGUACGGUGGAGAGCAGCGAGGACACAGCUGCAGACAGCAGGCAGAGUGACGCCCAGCAAGAGUCAGACCUGUACCAGCACAUCAAACAGGGAGAGACAGCCUACGACACUCAGACAUAUGAUGUGGCCACUGCAGACCAGCAAAAAACCGCAGGGCCUCAGCAGGACCAGGAAGAAGAUCAGAACGAUGGGGAUGUCGCCAUGGAAACAGAGGACCAGGAAGAAGACCUCCAAGCCGCUGAGGUGCAGGAACUGAAGCCUGAGCAGCUGGACUCUACGAAGGCCUCCCAGAAAGGUGUGGACAGUGGAGAGAUGGAGGUGCAGAGGCAGGGAGAGGAGGAGGAGCAGGAGAGAUGGAAGGACCGUCACCGUCACGGAGAGGAAGAGCAAGCAGAGAGAAGCAGAGAAUCCACAAUUCACACUGUUCCUGAGCUGCUGCUGGACACCAUGCAGAAAGAAGAGAGAGAUCCAGAAGAGAUGAGGAGGGAGAUGGAGCUGCAGCUGGAGGCCUGGCACAAACUGGCUCCAGGGACUCAGGAGGAGGAGAGUGCAGCGGCCUCCAUGUGGCAUCAGUACCAGACUCUGACCUCCGCUCUCUCUCAGCAGCUGUGUGAGCAGCUCCGCCUCAUCCUGGAGCCCACACAGGCUACCAAACUCAAAGGUGAUUACCGCACAGGGAAGCGUCUCAACAUGAGGAAGGUGAUCCCCUACAUCGCCAGUCAGUUCCGGAAAGACAAGAUCUGGCUGAGGAGGACCAAGCCCAGCAAGAGAGAGUACCACAUCUGUCUGGCUGUGGAUGAUUCCUCCAGCAUGGUGGACAACCACUCCAAACAGCUGGCGUUUGAAUCACUGUCAGUGAUCAUCAAUGCUCUCACUCUGCUGGAGGUCGGACAGGUGUCUGUGUGCAGCUUUGGUGAGCAGGUGCAGCUGCUCCACCCCUUCCAGCAGCAGUUCAAUGACGAGUCAGGGGCUCGGAUACUCAGACUCUGUCAGUUCCAGCAGAAGAAGACCAGAAUAGCACAGUUUUUGGAGACCUCAACCAAAAUGUUUCUAGCAGCUCGACAGCAGAUUCCAGGAUCUAUAAACUCAGACACGGCCCAGCUGCUGGUCAUUGUGUCUGACGGCAGGGGGCUCUUCCUGGAGGGGAAGGAGCGGGUGACGGCAGCUGUGCGGGCAGCACGCAGCGCAAACGUGUUUGUCAUCUUUGUGGUACUCGACAAUCCCAACUCGCGGGACUCCAUCCUUGACAUCAAGGUGCCCAUAUUCAAAGGGCCGGGAGAACUCCCAGAGAUCCGCUCCUACAUGGAAGAGUUCCCCUUCCCCUUCUACGUCAUCCUGCGAGAUGUCAACACCCUGCCAGAGACCCUGAGCGACGCACUCAGGCAGUGGUUUGAACUUGUCACGGCAGCCGACCAGUAGACCAAUGAGAAGCCAUCUUUCACAGGGAAGAAGAAGUGGGCAGCAACCAACUGCACAACACCACUCUGCUGCUAGCUUCUCAGUCAGAACUGAAGAAGAAAAAAAAAAAAAAAAGCCGGAUUUGCCGCUGUACAUGUGCCUUUAUUUUCUUAUUUUUACUGUAGAUUUUAGUAGAGUUUAAUAGCAACCUUUGCUGUUUUAUCUUUGUUAUCAGGGGAUCUCUCUGUUUCUUUUGUAAUGUAACGAGGAUUGCUUUUGCUUGCACGUCUCAGAUGAAAUGAUAAAAAGAAAAAUGUGAUUUCAUUGCGUGUGAACCACCUCAGUGAAGAGUCGGUAAAUACCUCUGUCCACCUUGUACAAUACUCCCUAACUCUGUUUGUUUGUUUGUUUGUGUGGAUGUUCUAGUCAGUGCUACGAAGAUCAUCAAAUCAUUCACCUUCAAUGUGAACACAUCAACAGAUGUACAGAGCUGUGUUUUGUGUAAAAGAACGUCAUGACCUAAUAGUAGCAUGUUGGUGUGGUCAUGACUGACAUUCGGAGGAACUCAAAAAUGUGCCUUGGAGAGGAAAACAGUAUUGCAUUUCACUUCACGCCGGAAUCAGCUGUUGGGGUGAUGGAUCAGAGGCUUUGUCAAGAUUUUUAGAAGUUCAGAUCUCAUGUACUUUGAAGCACAGGGACUGCAGGUCCCAGUUUUGAAUAAAUGCCCCAGUAUUACCAGUUUUUGUGGUUAAAAGACAACAUAUCUACUGUGCUGAUCUUCCAUCCAUACUGUGUGACUUCUGCUGCUUCACUGUGUCUGUGAGGAGUAGGUGUUGAUGAAAUGUCUUUUAUCACCUGUGUUUUGUAACGUGGACAUACAUUUAAAAAAAAACACACACACACACAGAUAUUGGUCAUAUUUAAGAGAUUGUUUCUUCAUUGCAUCCAUCUGUUAAACCAUGACAUGAAUGAUCCUGACAAUAAACCGUUUACAAGGCU